GAUGAGCUUACUUCCAAUCAGAACUUAUGAAGAUGUUAUGAACACAGUUGGAGGAUUCGGCCUGUAUCAAAAGAUUUGUUUCGUGUUUAUACAAAUGGCCGAUUUGUUUGGUGCAUUUAUAGUCUUUUCUCCACUUCUUGUAGCUGCUGCUCCUCCAAAUUGGUCAUGCUCACCGUCAAACUUUACAAAUGGAACGAAUUCUUCCCAAAUAUUUCAUGAGGAAAUAUCAUCCAUUGUUACAACUUGGCAACUUGUUUGCGAUAAAGAGUGGAUACCUAAUGUAAUCAAUACUAUACAAAUGACUGGCUUUUUCCUUGGAGCGGCAAUUUUUGGUCAGCUAAGCGAUUCAGCAGGAAGGAGACACACUUACUUCUUUGGCAAUUUACUACUGGUGCUACCAUGUCUUAUUUCUGCUUUUGUUCCAAAUUGGUAUUAUUACGCCGUUUGUCGUUUACUUACUGGAAUUGGUUUUGGAGGAUUACAAGUAAUUAGUUCUGUAUAUCCAUUGGAAAUUGUAUCAAAACAGUAUAGAAGUCUAACAGGAACGUUUGGAUUUUGGGCUAUUGGACAAAUGCUCCUAGCUCCAAUGGGCUAUUUUUUUAGAAAAUGGCAAACUCUUCUUAUUGUUUCCUGUUCAACUAGCAUUCCAUUCUUUUUUGGCUGGUUCUUUGUACCCGAAAGUCCAAGGUGGCUCCUACAGAAGGAAAGAUAUAGCGAAGCUCACGAAAUACUCGAGAAAAUUGCCAAGAAGAAUGGCCGCAGUUGUCCCGAUUUGAAUAUAAUUAAACAAAUUACUGUACGAGAUGAUAAACGCGUCUCCUGCAUGAAACUUUGGAUGAGAAAAAAUUUCAAAAAGACGGCCGUCAUCGGAUUAAGCUGGUACACUGUCAAUUGUACAUAUUACGUAAUAUCUUACAAUUUUCCGCACGACCUCAUCAAUAACAAAUACCUAAGUCUAUUCUUAAUUGGAUGCGUUGAUUGGCCCGCAAUGUUGUCCGUUAUCGCAGCAAACCGUCUGACGGGAAGAAAGAAUUCGUUGUUCUUCUACACCGUACAGGCCGCCAUAGGAAUUUUGAUAAUCUUGGUGCUUAACGCUUUAGAAAAGCCUAAAAAUUUGAAAAUUUUACUCUUUAUUGGGGGUCUUAUAGCCAAAGGUUGCACUGUUGCAGCCAUGUACGUUCUUAGAAUCUAUACGGCAGAAACCUUUCCAACGGUUGUUAGAUCGUCCGCAGUCGCCCUUGGCAGUAUGUUCGGCUGUACGGGCAGUAUUUCCGCUCCUCUUCUUCUAAUUAUCUUUCAAAAAUUCCCUAUUGGACCGUUUCUAGUGAUUUUUGUACUAUUCGUUUUAAUGCUAGCUUUCGUCUGUUUUUGUCUAAACGAAACGAGAAAUUUACACCUUAGCGAUUCCUUUAAAGAGCAACAGGCAGCCAUGAAAGACUUGGACGAGGAGAAGACGUUCGAUUUGGGAGAAUUAGUCACAACUGGCAAGAAAAGAGCAGUUUUUCAUCUAACUUCACAAACCAACUAA
Dimorphilus gyrociliatus is the source of this 1528-nucleotide messenger RNA. NCBI's taxonomy places the organism in Eukaryota, Metazoa, Annelida, Polychaeta, Dinophilidae. The record is from the annotation of a GenBank genome assembly.